This is a messenger RNA of Alosa sapidissima (American shad), 1354 nucleotides long. RefSeq lists its product as uncharacterized. The record is from RefSeq and is a predicted model, not a curated record. Bases 95 to 823 code for a protein of 242 amino acids. Lineage: Eukaryota; Metazoa; Chordata; Actinopteri; Clupeiformes; Clupeidae. The transcript has 14 exons.
AACAGCAAAUGCCGCCUGCCGUUAUGACGAGUAUCAGUGUGGAAACGGACAAUGCAUACAACGAGACUGGGUCUGUGAUGGAGACCUAGACUGCAUGGACUGGAGUGACGAGAGGAAUUGCUCUGCAGGAUAUGACAGGGUAACCCAAAAUCCACAAUGGAACUCGAUGUCGAUGACACCCACUUCAAGAUACAACUGGGUAACCCAAAGUCCGAGGAGGUACUGGAUGAGACCCACUUCAAGAUAUGACUGGGUAACCCAAAGUCCGAGGAGGUACUGGUUGAGACCCACUUCAAGAUAUGACUGGGCAACCCAAAGUCCAAGGAGGUACUGGAUGAGACCCACUCAACCAUCAUACACUACAGAUGCAGAUGUCCCAAACCCACUGAUUAGAGUGUACAGACUUGAGGAUAGCCAUGUGGACGAAGUCAUAGUUUCCUGUCAACACCGCGUUACUGUUCGUCAAAACCGACUGCAGCUGAAAGUGAUGAUGGAAAAGAGAAGCUACACCCUGCAAUUCCCCGACUUCAGCAGUGGAACAGAACACCUCUUCAAGAUCAUUGUGUCUUCACCUGCUUUCUUCACAUGUGUUGAGGAACUACCCAACAGAACUCUUCUAAGCGAUGUGUUCACCUUCCGUAAGCGUACGGACACUUCUGGCACACAGAUGUCUCCAUCCUACGAGGUCUAUGCAGGAUUCCUAGGGUUCAUGCUCAUCAUCGUGAUUUCUGUAGUGAUCAUGGCGACACUGUGGAAGAUACACAUAGAGAAACAACGGAACAACCUGACAUUCUGUGUCUCUGAAGACACUGUAAAAGUUUGAUCCUUUAAAACACGCUUUGUUUUUUUUUUCUAUAUUCUUACAUGUAAAUGAUUAAGAAUUGUUUAGCGCUUCAUCUUUUAAUCACAUUUUUAAAUAUACAUACAUUAUACAUAUCCAUUAGGGCAAUGAAACAAGAUCAUGAUUAUAUGCCUGGGCCAGGAGCAUGUAGGAUGCAAGUGAGCUAAAAUAUUCUAUCACUAAAUUAAAUGCCACUGAUUAGCAUUACGUAUUUUUCAUGUUGUACUCAUAUCGUACAGAAGAUAUUGCAUAUACUUACAAGUGAAUGAAAGAGUACAAUGAUAGGCCUACAACUUGUUUGCAUGGCCAUGAUUCUGCUCAUGUGUGUUUUAAAAAUGUAAUAAUUGAUUUAAAUAAUGAGAUAGUGAAAUGUGAUUUUACAUAAUUCAGCUUUACCACCUAAUAAUAAUAAUGAUAAUAAUAAUAAUAAUAAUAAUGAUAAUAAGUUGAACCUUUUAGAUGUCUAGUGUUGAUUUAUGUCAGUUUAUCAAAUAAAUUCUUGCAUACAACAUA